GGGAGGAAGAGCGGAACAGUAGCCAGCACUGUUCCGAAAGGAGGAAGAGAGCUGCCCGCCUGCUUUCAUUUCUUGGGUAAAUAUUUGACUGCGUGUUUACCUUUUCUGAGUUUUUGGGUGUUGUGAAGAGGACUGGGCAGAACACCAGUUUAUCAGAAGCAAUUGUAACCAAGAGCCUGGAGGAGCCCAAAGAAGAAUCCAGAGAAGCUUCCUCUGCCAUCAAGUCGUCCACUGGGGCUGCAGGUUGGUGCUUCUCCACCAAUAUGCUUCCCGAAAGCACGAGGACCAGGCAGCUAAAUGGCAGCUGUGCCAGCUUGGUGGACAUGGAGCUCUUCCUCCAUUAUUCCCUCAUCCCGUCACUUGCCAUCAUUUUGGUCUUGUCCUUCCUCCAAAGACGAGAGCAUCGUAGACAGAGGGAUGAUACCUCUUACCUCCUGGGGAACCACUUUGGAAUCAUCAUGCCCCUGGACUUCGUGGGCACUUUUAGUAACCGAUGGUCCUAUGGGAUUGCCUUUGGUGCCACAGCCAAUAAGGUCAUGUUCCUGUUCUCAGAGGGCUACCAGCCCCUGCAGGUCCCGCAGUGGGCCCAAGCCUUCGUGCUUCUGAUUGGAGGCAUCGAAGUCGGCCUGGCCUACUUCCCCUUCUUUGCCUGCCUCUCAUCCGAGUUCCGGCUGGUCGGCUCCAUCCUCGGCUUCUGCUACUCUCUGAUCUGGUUUGCUGUCACUGUUCUCCAAGUCUCACAGUGUCCCCACGGGCAGUUUUUAGGGAGGUACGAGACCGUCAUGUUCUACUGGCCCUCACUGCUGUGCCUCGCUUUCCUGCUGGGCCGCUUCCUGCACAUGUUUGUCAAGGCUCUGAGGGUGCACCUGGGCUGGGAGCGCCAGGCGGUGAGUACUCAGUCCUCUCUGCCUCUGGCAAAUCGCUCCAGCUUUGAGGUCGCCUGGGAUCAGGAUAGGUCUUUUUCUCUCUCCUACACCCCACCAGAAGAAAAGUCGGUUCUGGAAGCUCACCAGGCAGCCCACGUCAAGCGGCUCCUGAGAAGGCCCCACCCGCGGUAA
Messenger RNA from Microcebus murinus (gray mouse lemur), 1058 nucleotides. The record is from RefSeq and is a predicted model, not a curated record. Lineage: Eukaryota; Metazoa; Chordata; Mammalia; Primates; Cheirogaleidae.